AUGACGAACUCACCACAGCACAAAAUGGCAAAAUGGCUGAUUAAGGUGCUAGAACCAGUCCUUAAAUCAAUGAUCAAGUAUACAGUCAAGGACAGUUUUGAAUUGGUGGAUAUUUUGAACAAGAUCAACAUAGAAGAAAAACACAUGGCUUCCUUCGAUGUUCAAUCCAUGUUCACCAAUGUAGCAGUUCGUGAAGUCAUACAAAUUAUCUGCGAUCAUGUAGAGAAAAAAAAUAUUCAAUUGUAUCUACCAGUGUCCGUCCUUGAGCGUCUACUACUGCUCUGCACAACCGACGCGUCUUUCUCUUUUCAAGGGAAUGCGUACAGGCAAAUCGAUGGUGUCGCUAUGGGCAGCCCGCGAGGCACAGUCCUGUUAGACUUGUUCAUGGCACAUCUGGAAGAAAAAGUAACUAAUAUUCUGGGACGCGCUAUCCUGUACAAAAGAUACGUCGACGACACUCUAGUUAUAACAGAAAGCUUAGAAGAAGCUACGAAAAUUGUGGAUCAACUCAACAGAAUACAUCCGAAUAUAUACUUCACAAUGGAAUAUGAAUCUAACAACACACUCAAUUUCCUUGGCAUUACUAUGACCAGAAGAGAAAACGGAACGAUUGCUCGAUCCGUUUAUCGAAAGGAAACGUGA
Molecule: messenger RNA, 642 nt
Organism: Echinostoma caproni
Lineage: Eukaryota; Metazoa; Platyhelminthes; Trematoda; Plagiorchiida; Echinostomatidae
Source: the annotation of a GenBank genome assembly